ACGUAGUUUUAUUUUUAUGAUAAUCUUUAUUUGUCAAACCGAAUGCAAUUUUAAAUGUUGUACUUCUUUAUUUUUAAACUUAAAAUGAAAACUAUUUCAAUCAUCAUUUAUACCAUGCUAAAUUUUAUUGUUUGUAUGUCCUCAGACUUUGACACUCCCAUGUCUGGGUUUUACACCGAUGGGUUGGACAGAAUUCUUGAUAAAAUUGAAAUUGUCGUUCCUGAAAAAAUAUCAAAAGACGGUUCAUUUGUCUCGUACUACCUCCCCCACUACUACAAUUUAGAGUCUGAAAAUCGACCGAGAAGAACGUCCGGUCAGGAAAGAGGCUCGAGCAAAGAUGCGAUCCACUUCUUCAUCCCGAUAGACGGCGAGAAACACCAUCUGGAACUGUGGCCGAACAUGAACUUCAUAGCUCCUGGUCUCAUCGUAGAGCGACGGGAUGCAAGAGAUGUGGAAAACAUCAACAAAGCAAAGAUCAGUCAAAUAUCUCGACGGCAGUGUCACUAUUCGGGACAAAUAGUUGGAAAGCCCAACGCUACAGCUGCGCUAUCUACCUGCUACGGUUUGGCUGGGUAUAUUCGAGUGCCAACUGGAGAUGAAUACAUGAUCGAGCCAGUGAAAGAUUCAAAGCCUACACAUGACAGAGAGCAUCCGCACAUCAUAUACAAGAGGUCAGGAAUGAGAGAUAAGCAUGGGGGCACCAACUGUCUCACCAGAGGUAAGGCCAAGGAUGCGCUUGAAGAACGACUGCAGUGGGAAGCUUUGUUUGGAGAACAAGUGCGUAAAGAAAUGUCAGGAAAUAAUAUUAAUGAAUUGAUGCAAGACAAAAGAACAAGUUCUUCAUCACAACAUGCAUAUAAAGGUAGACCUCUAGAAGAAAAUCCAUAUGAUACACAUUUGAACCCAAUUAGAAACAGAUUUUCUCAGGAAAAGCCAUUUAGUGGGAAUGUACCACCAGCAGUUAGUGAUAAAUACUCAUCAGAAGACUCAAUUAACAGGAAUCUACCGUCAAAUGGAAACAAAUUUUCAGCAGAAACUUCUCUUGAUAAGAAUACACCUCAAGCUGGGAAGAGACUACUAGAAUACUCACUCAGUGAUAAUUUAGGAAAGUCUGUUAAUAGUCAAAGAGCUCCAACACUUCAAUAUGGCAAUGAUUUUCAACAAAUUCCUCGUUCUGAAUUCAUUAUGAAAAAUAAUUUACCUCAAAUUAGUAAACUUUUAAAAAGUGGAAAGCUUGAUAUUGGAAACAAAUUAAAACAAAAAUCUUUACAAGAAAAGAGCAUGGGAAAUAUUAACCUACCUGAAUACAACUUGGAAUCAUCUAAACCAGACAAUGGAAUGAGUAACAAUGCUGAAAACCCUGAUUUCACUAUAAAUGAUCAAAUCAAUGGUGGCAAUACUGACCAUAGAAGGAAAAAAAGAGAUAUAAGUAAAGAGAAUAGUGAGACUAUCUGUAGCUCUGAUGGCAGUUCUAAUAUUGAUAAUAGCAACAAUAUGAUGAAUGUAAAUUUCACUUCUCAAAACAGUUUGGAUAAGGAAAACAAGUUGGAUGACAGUGAAAUAAAGUCAGACAGAAAAUUUGAAACCCCUAUGUAUUCUCAAGAUAACAAAAAAGAAUCUGUUCAAGUUAGUUUGGAGAAUGGUCAAAACCAUCAAAAUAACAAGAAAUUGAUUACAUGUACUAAUGAAGAUAGUUUAUCUGAUGACCAACACAUAAACAAUAUUGAUUUUAAAGAAGACCAGUCAGGGGAAGUAGGAAAACAGCCAAACGCAGGUAAAAUUAAUAAAAGGGAGGAUAAUAAUCAGAUAAACAAACAAACAUCUGGGGAAAUCGAUAAAGAAAAUUAUAUUAAAGAAUACACACAUUACCCAGUAGACUCAUCAGUAAAGGAUAUUGAAAGAGACGAGAAAAGUCAACUAAGUUCAACAAAAGUUGAUCAAAACAAUAUUAAAAGAGAAAUUCAUCUUGAUACAAGUGAUAAAAGCUGGCAAACAAAUGAAAAUGUAGAAAAAAACAAAAUGAAGCCUGAAAAAAUAUACUUGAAAAACUCUUGUGAUGCUGAUUCAAGUGAUAAACUAUCAAGAGAAAAUAUUAACCCCCUCUCUUCAAUAGCCCUACAAACUGAUUUAGAGAAUGAAAAGAUACAAGAUAUCAAACCAUCUAAGAUUACCAGAAUUAAUAAAGACAAUUUGAGUAGCGAUGAAAAGUUGAUGGCUAGUGUUCUUGAAACAGUUGUGAAGGAUAUGGAAAAAACUAAAGUAAAGAAAGAUGUAAAUGAAGGAGUAAAUAAUAUUAUAAAUGCUCAGCCAUCAAAUACUUACAAAGAGCAGCAGUCUGAGAAUCUCCCAAAAGUAUCAAUGAUCAAUGAUAAUGAUAGUUCAAUGAAAGUAGAUCAGGUUAAAUCAGUGAGUUUAAUAGAUUCUCCUUCGUUCCAAAAAUUAGCUGUUGAAAGCAAAAAAGAAGACCUAGGUUUAAAAAUUAACGAUAAUAAUAAAUUAGAUGUAUUUUCUAGAGUUGCUGAUGAUGGUAAAAAGUCAGAAUUUGUAGAAAAAGAAAAUUUAAAGGACACGGUACAUGAGGAUGAACAGAAAACAGCAGCAGUUCAAAAUUCACAAGAAGAGAAAGAGCAGAAAAAUGUUGAUGAAAUCAUCAUCAGAGUUAAAGCUCCAGAAGGAACUAUUAGCAAUAUAGAACAACGUGUUGGGUCUGAUCUUGAUAAUACGAAAAAAGAGAGUUAUGACACAAUAAAUGGUGAUGUUAAAAGUUCAAUCUUUGGGCAUGAUCAAAACAUACAAUUAAUUCAAAAUCCUCAAAAAACUGGCAAAGAAAAAUCUAAUCAAGGUGAAAUGAACAAAUUAGAAGAUGAAUUGUCUCCUAAUAGCUUUCAAGAACAGUUAAAACAAGAAAAGGCUCAACAAAAUUUAAAUUCAAUAUUUUCAGACACUCAACAACAAUUGAAUGUAGAAAAAAAUGAUAAUAGCAAGUCCAAAACAAAAAGAGAUGACACAAUACAUCUCAUUAUUGAAACAGAACCAGAAAUAAAUGCAGAUAGUAGUAAUAGUAAUUCAAAUCAACAGAAAAGUGGAUUGUUUUGUCAGGGAAGAAAUUGCCUAGAAAUUAAACCAGUUCUUUUGAAUGAAACAAACAAUGGAACUAAUGCAGAAAAUGCAAAAGUUAAAUUAGUAGAGAAACGCGAUGCUUGGGGGGAUGAUUGUGCAGAAGAAACAACAACAGAAAUAAAUUUGGUAUGUUUUGACUUUUUUAAUAAGAUGUUUAAUUUAGAGUUAAUGAUUACAGUUGAUUAUAAAGUUGUAAAAAUGCACGAAGAUGAUGAUAUUGAGAAUUUUAUUCUUACUGUAGUGAAUAUGAUUUCUACAAAUUUCUAUGACAAGUCCAUUGGAGUCAACUUAAAUGUGGUUCUAGUUAGAUUGAUUUUACUGGCAACAUGCAUUAAAGAGCUGGACAGUGAUCGUUUUAACCCUGAAGAGCUUUUAGAAAACUUCUGUACAUGGCAGGUUUUAAUCAAUCCAGGCAAAGAUGACCAUCCUCACCACCAUGAUCUAGCAAUUUUUGUCACUAGAAUGGAAAAAUGUGAGGGGCAAGUGAUGGGAGUAACUUAUAUGACAAGUGUCUGCCGACCUGACAAAGCUUGUCUUGUAUGUAUUGAUGAGGGUUUGUUGUUAGCAAACACAAUCACACAUCAGAUUGGUCACAGUCUCGGUGCUGAUCAUGAUACUGGUGAGAGCUCGGGCUGUUCUGAGACUGCACCUGAUGGCACUAACUAUCUCAUGGCACCCACAAUCUCAGAGACUAGUUCCUCUUGGUCAACCUGCAGUCGAGAUUCUAUUAUACAGUUCUUAAAAACCCAAGGAUCAUGGUGUCUUACAGAUUUGCCAGUUGAUAAAACAUACAACUUUCCUUUGAUGUUACCUGGUCAGAUUUAUUCAGCAGCUCAGCAAUGUAAAUUGAAUUUCCACAUGACUGCACUUCCAUGUGCAGUCGGAGCUUUUUGUGAGAAGCUUUAUUGUCAAGUUACGGAAAAACUUUGUGCAACUAAGGGUGAUCCUCCAGCUGAUGGGACUUUCUGUGCUUCGGAUAUGUGGUGCUUUCAUAAAGAGUGUGUUCAUGUUGGAAGGCGACCUGGCUCAAUUAAUGGCGAGUGGGGUCCUUGGACGGAAUGGAGCAUUUGUACUCGGUCAUGUGGUGGUGGUGUGUCCAGCAGUUAUAGGAUUUGCAACAAUCCAAAACCUGAAAAUGGGGGACGGUACUGUAUUGGAGAUCGUAUAAGACACAGAAUGUGUGCCACAAAACCUUGCCAGGGAUUUACAGAAAGUUUUAGGGAUUUACAGUGCAAGAAGACAGAAGACAGACCAUUUCGAGGGAGGCUUCAUAACUGGUCUCAGUAUCACAGUUUCUUCCUUAACAUUGAAUGUGCAUUGGUUUGCCAAAAUAGGAAGGGAGAAGUAGUAAUGAGGUCCCCGAUUGUAGCAGAUGGUACACCCUGUAAGGCUGGCACUCGGAAUGUGUGUAUUCAAGGAACUUGUCGAAAUGUUGGAUGUGAUUGGGUCAUAGAUUCCAAUGCCAAAGAAGAUUCUUGUGGAGUUUGCCGGGGGAAUUCCACCGAAUGUAAAAUCAUCCAAGGAGCCUUUGAUGAACCUUCAAUGCAAAAGGGUUUGGUAGAAUUUCUUCGUGUUCCAAAGGAUUCUGGUAUGAUAUUUGUUCGGGAAAUCUCACCUUCUGAGAAUGUCUUGGUGGUUACUGGAUCAAUUAAUCGAGUUUUUUAUCUGAAUGGAGGAGGAGCUGAAGAUUCUAUGCCUGGAGACAUUAUGUUUGGGCAAACUCAUGGAGUCUAUGAAGUGAGAUCAGCAAUGGAACGCAUUUUCAUUAGAGGACCGACUUCAGAAGAGUUAGUAUUCCAUGUGUUGUUCCGUGAACAAAACAAAGGAAUUCAUUAUCAAUAUGCAGUGAUGGAAACUGAUUUCAACUAUGUACCUCGAUAUUUGUGGCAGUACUUAGAUUGGGACCCAUGUACAGACCCUUGUUCUGGAGGCUCUCAGAGAGCACAUGCUAAGUGUGUAGAAGACAGAGGAGGAGUGGUGGACGACCAGUUCUGUACUGAGAGUUCUAGACCCUUGGAUGUCAUCCGACCAUGCAACGAUUUCCCUUGUCAAGCAAAAUGGUGGGUGAGUGUCUGGUCCGAUUGUAUCUGUACUGGAACGACCAGCGUUAUGUUCCGUAGUGUGCUGUGUAUGAGAGCUACCGAUGAGAGUGGAACUCGAUCCGAGAUUGUUAGAGAGUCGGAGUGUGCGAACCACAAGAAACCUGCCACACAAAAAGCAUGCAAUGCAACUGAAGAAGAAAAUGACUGUGUUAAUAAACGAUCUGUUUCUGGCAACUCCAUGUUCAAGGGACACAAAGACAUCAGAAGAGCAGUUAAUCCAAAAAUAGCAUACGCUACUUAUUCUUCUCCAGGUGCGAGCGACACACAUUUCCAAGAGCAGGAAAUGGUUCAACUGUCUAGUGAUAAGGAAAAUACAGAAAACAAAGAAAAGGAAAUGAGCAAAGAAAAUACAAGCUUAAACAAACUCCAGAAAAAGUCAGUUAGCAAGCCUCAGGUUAAUAAGAAUAGCAGUGUUAAAGGGGCUGUGAGUAAAGUGAAACCUAAAUCAAAUGAAAAAGACACAGUACAGCCCGAUAAAAAGAAACUUACAGCUGUCAAAAGUAAAAAUGCAGACAGCUUGAAACCUGCUGUGAUUACCAAGAACGUUGCAAGUGAAGAAUCAAAAUCUCAUUUGAAAGCUGAGGACUUGUCGUUUGCUCCCGAAAAAGGGAAACAGGUAGCAAAUUUGAAUGCCAAAGUUGCAGCUUUGAACGCAGCAGCAAACAACAUGAAACACUCAGCUGAAAGUAAACAAUCAGACGAGGGAGAUUCAAGCGGGAACAGUGAGGAGGCGAAUGAGGAGUGUGAAACAACAGAAUUGACCUCUGAAGAUUCGAGUUGUCCCACGGCACCUCCAGAUUAUGACACUACUACCGGACUCACCUGCAAGAACACCUGUCCCGUGCAGGCCCACAGGAAAACCACUUGUUGUAAGACACUACCACCCAAGCAGCACGGAUCCCUAAAGUCAUCAGAGGGAACAACCAUGCGUCCGAUUGUGGUGAAUGUAGAUGAGCUGAAUAUGGACCAUUUUGCACUCACUGUUGUUCCCCUUGACAAUUACAACAAGAAAAAGUUACCUCAGUCAGAUCCGGAAUUCAUCAAUUUGGGAAACAUAGGUCAGUUUGGAGUGGGCAAUGAAGAUAACAGCACAAUCAUUACUGGACAAGAGGCUCUUGACUUCCUGGAGUUUGCUAGAAGCAACGCUAGCGAAGAACCCGCUAUACUUCAUGAGACACAUAAUUGAUCCAUUCAAUGAAAAUUGUUUUUGGCCUCUGUAUAUUAGCAAGUUUGAUAUAAAAGCCUAUACAUAUUUGGUGUAGGUUAAACACAAAAGCAUGUGUUUUGUAAAUAUUAAAAAAGAUGUUAAAUAACUAUUGUGGUAGAAAUAUUAUAAAUAACUAGCACAUAUAAAUAUUAUGGAUGUGUCUGUAUAAAACAGUUAAUUAGGUUUGUAAAUAGUGACUAUUGACAACUUUAUAUUACUAAUAACUUUCCUAAGAAAAUCAUUCUCGCUGUGUAAGAUAACUUACAGUUAUUUAUACUUUAACUAUUAUUGAAUAAAAUAGUAUUUAAAAAUUAAAAAUUGUUAAAGAUUGCAAUAAGCAUUGGACUAUAAGAAUCAAUAAAUUUAAAUGAAGUCAAA
Molecule: messenger RNA, 6807 nt
Organism: Homalodisca vitripennis (glassy-winged sharpshooter)
Lineage: Eukaryota; Metazoa; Arthropoda; Insecta; Hemiptera; Cicadellidae
Exons: 6
Coding region: 55-6408 (2117 amino acids)
Biological process (GO): extracellular matrix organization; proteolysis
Cellular component (GO): extracellular matrix
Molecular function (GO): metalloendopeptidase activity
Source: RefSeq, a predicted model, not a curated record